Trichomycterus rosablanca is the source of this 1815-nucleotide messenger RNA. It is a transcript of the gene pccb, whose product is annotated as propionyl-CoA carboxylase subunit beta. The record is from RefSeq and is a predicted model, not a curated record. Gene Ontology annotation, molecular function: propionyl-CoA carboxylase activity. The coding region runs from base 50 to 1711 and encodes 553 amino acids. The transcript has 14 exons. Gene Ontology annotation, cellular component: mitochondrion. NCBI's taxonomy places the organism in Eukaryota, Metazoa, Chordata, Actinopteri, Siluriformes, Trichomycteridae.
CGCGAGCGCCCGGUAAGGACACAGGUCGGUCGGUGACAGGGGGGUGAAAAUGGCGGCGUUAACCCUGAUCCGGAGCAGCAGCGCCAUCCUAACCGGACUGAAAUGCUCUCUCAGGACUCUCUCCCCGGUUCCUCAGGCCUCCUCUGCAGCUCUGUUACAGAAGACUCUCUGGAGAGGAGCUGGAAGUGUUUCUGUUCAGGAGAGGAUCGAGAAUAAACGCAGAGCGGCUCUGAGAGGUGGAGGAGGGAGCAGGAUCGAAUCCCAGCACAAACGGGGGAAGCUGACGGCUCGAGAGCGGAUCGCUCUGCUGUUGGAUCCCGACUCCUUCGUUGAGUACGACAUGUUUGUGGAACAUCGCUGCGCUGAUUUCGGGAUGGAGGCCGAUCACAACAAGUACCCAGGUGACAGUGUAGUAACAGGACAGGGGCGAAUCAACGGCCGGCUCGUGUACGUGUUCAGCCAGGACUUUACCGUGUUCGGGGGGAGUUUAUCCGGAGCCCACGCCCAGAAGAUCUGCAAGGUGAUGGACCAGGCGAUGAUGGUCGGAGCUCCUGUGAUCGGUCUGAACGACUCCGGUGGAGCCAGAAUCCAGGAGGGCGUGGACUCUCUGGCAGGAUACGCCGACAUAUUCCUGAGGAACGUGAUGGCGUCGGGUGUGGUUCCUCAGAUCUCCCUCAUCAUGGGUCCGUGUGCAGGCGGAGCCGUGUACUCGCCCGCCCUCACCGACUUCACCUUCAUGGUCAAGGACACGUCGUAUCUGUUCAUCACGGGACCGGACGUGGUUAAAUCGGUCACUAACGAGGACGUGACGCAGGAGGAGCUCGGGGGAGCCAAGACGCACACGGCGGUCUCGGGCGUGGCUCACCGGGCGUUUGAGAACGACAUCGAUGCGCUGCUGAACCUCAGAGGGUUUUUUAACUUCCUUCCUCUGAGCAAUCAGGAUCAAUCACCCAUCUCCGAGUGCCACGACCCCAGUGACCGUCUGGUUCCUGGACUCGACACCCUGGUUCCUUUUGAGAGCACCAAGGCUUACGACAUGCUGGACAUCAUCCACGCUAUUGUGGACGAGCGCGAGUUCUUCGAAAUCAUGCCCAACUACGCCAAGAACAUCGUGGUGGGCUUCGCUAGGAUGAACGGCCGCACCAUCGGAAUUGUGGGUAAUCAGCCUAAAGUGGCAUCGGGAUGUUUGGAUAUAAACUCCUCGGUGAAGGGCGCCAGGUUCGUCCGCUUCUGCGAUGCCUUCAACAUUCCCAUCGUCACGUUCGUGGACGUUCCUGGAUUCCUGCCAGGAACGACGCAGGAGUAUGGCGGCAUCAUCCGGCACGGAGCCAAACUGCUGUUCGCUUUCGCUGAGGCCACGGUUCCCAAAAUCACCGUCAUCACCAGAAAGGCGUACGGAGGAGCGUAUGACGUGAUGAGCUCGAAACAUCUGCGUGGUGAUGUGAACUACGCCUGGCCUUCUGCUGAAGUAGCUGUGAUGGGCGCCAAGGGUGCAGUGCAGAUCAUCUUCAGGGGGAAGGAGAACCAGGCGGAGGCCGAGGCCGAGUACGCGGAGAAGUUUGCCAACCCGUUCCCUGCUGCCGUCAGAGGCUUUGUGGAUGACAUCAUCCAGCCGUCCACCACGCGCAGGAGGAUCUGCAGGGAUCUGGAGGUUCUGGCCAGCAAGAAGCAGAGCAACCCGUGGAAGAAACACGCCAACAUUCCCUUAUAAACACCCCCCCCCCCCCCCCCCCCCACCACCACCACCUCCAUCACCCACCCCCGUCACCCUCUGAUCAGAUUCAUGUGUCAAUAAUCAAUAAACUAAUAAACUAA